ACAAGAUGGAGGAGGUGGAUCACAUUAUCAUUCACUCCCUCCGAAUUAUCGGGUGCGAUAUUGAGGAUGAUGUCACAAAUCUGAAACAAUUCUCUACAGAACUGAUUGUGUCUGCUGUUGUUAGAUGUCUCAAGGUCAUCAAUAGUGAUGUGGACCUCCCCAACUCCCUCCCUGGUGGAAUGUCUGCCAAGUUUAGGAUUGGCACAUCUAUGGCAGCUCAUAUCCAGGAACUUGGUUACAGAGGGGAAAUUGGUUACCAGACAUUCCUCUACUCAAAUGAGCAAGAGAUCAGGAGAGUACUUAUGUUCCUUGUGGACAAGUUACCUAAAGAGACAGCUGAGGCUGUGGAGGAAGUUCUAGGGGCAUCUGUACUGCUACAGAGGACUAUAGCCUCCAGGCUGGCCCAGCAGCUGAAUUCUGUGUGGACCCCACCCUACCUCAAACAGAACAGUAUCACAUGGAGGGGAAGUCCUCCACACUGGCAGAGAGAGGGUGCUAGUUCGUUGUGUAAGUUCCAUGCUUCCCACCUACAUGUACCACAGGGCAUGACAGACCUGAAGAGGAAACUUCCUAAAGCACUCAGAAACUAUUAUUCCCAAAGUCUUCCUUAUGUAACCAAUCAAACUAUCCAUCACCAAGAUACCUCACCUUCUGUCAUUGAGAAAAUGGCUAAAGAAGUAACAGCCCAGCAGGAGUGGGAAAAUGAAUGGAACCAAGCAGGACUGGCCUCUAGGCUCUCCGAACAGGAAUACAGAGAAAAGAAAAAGAACAAGAUACAAAAGCGAGUGAUGGACCAGUUGCGUCAGGAUGUACAGAGGAGUGGGGACUUUGCCGCAUCUAGGAAGGCACAGGAUCUACAACAGAUGAUCGACUCCAUCAGCAGUAGAUCUGGGGGUGGUACCAAAACCAAAGGUUCACGCUUUACACACACAGAACAACUCAUAUUUGCCAAGGAUGAGGAAAAAACCAUGUCACAGAUGGGAGGAGAUUCUGAAGCAGGACAAGGCCACACAGAAGAGGAGAUUCAGCAGCAGCGAGAGAGUGAGGUGGAGAGCCUACGUGAGGAAGUGUCUGGCCUUGUGUCUCGUCUGGAGAAGAUGGAUUUAGAGAUGCGUACCUUCACAGCAGGUGUCCAACAGAUGGAGGACGAGAUUUCCACCCAGGCUCGUACUAACACAGACAAGGAAGAGGCCUACAAGGUCAAAAAGAGGACACUUGACCUACUACCUGAUGCUGAGAACAACAUAGCAAAAUUACAGACUGUGGUGGAUAGUAGUGCCCAGCGACUCAUCACACUUGCCAAUCAAUGGGAGAAACACCGAGCGCCAUUAAUAGACCAGUACAGAGAGCUGAAAGAUGUUAACUCCAAAAAAGAAUCUGAAGCAGAGAAAAAACUAGAGGAGAUUAAGGCUUUCCGUAUGAGAAUGAAGGAGGUAGCUGACGAUGCCAGGCAGAAAGAGGAACAUUUAAAACAGUUGGUGGCGGAGUAUGACAGAAUGACCAAAGAUGUGAACAGAUCAGCAUACACAAAGCGUAUCAUGGAAAUCGUGUCGAACAUUAAAAAACAGAAGGAUGGAAUCAGCACGGUUUUGAUUGACACUCGAGCUGUUCAGAAAGAGAUAAACCAGCUAACUGGAAAACUGGACAGAACAUUUACGGUCACGGAUGAGUUAAUCUUUAGAAAUGCCAAGAAGGACGAAGCAGCAAAGAAAGCCUACAGACACCUGGCAGCUUUACAUGAGAGUUGUGAGCUUCUGAUAUCUACAGUGGAAGAAACAGGAGUGAUAAUGAGGGAGAUCAGGGAAUUAGAGGAUCAGAUUGAGAAUGAAAGCAAGAACAAAGUAUUAAGUAAUUUGGAGAAGAUUACCUCAGAUUACCAGCAGAUGAAGAAGGAAAAUACAGCAUUAAUGGCGAAAUUGAAACAAAAGUCGUGAAUAUCUAAUUCAGUCAUUCAGUGGUAGUACAUUGUGUGUCAUCAAUAGAAUUAAGCAUGUGGUGUGCCAUUUAAUUACAGAUAUAUUUCAUACUAUUAAGAACUUGGAUUCACAUCAUACUUUAACUGUGUUAACAUAAACACAUUAAAUCAUUUUGUUUUUAAUUGUUAUGUGAAAAACAUUUUAAUUUGUUUAUAGAAUUUUAUGCACAGUAAAGCAAAAGCCAUAUGCCACAAUAUAAAACUAGAUGCUCUGAAGCUGUGAAAAUAGAAUACAUACAAACAUUAUUUAUGUAUGAUUCAUCAGACAUACAGUGACUACUUUUCAAUCUGUUGUUUAAAAAUGUGAUAAAGUAAGUUAUGUAGAUGUUUGUACAUCAUGAUCAUAGUUAGCCUUGGGUAAUUGUAAUGUUUUUGUGACUACAAAUUUUAAAUUAUUAAAAAUGUCCUCUAAUUUUAAUGCCUAGUUUUGGUGACUAUCUUAAAUAUUUAUCUCUUGAUCAGAAGAACUUUGCCCAGCCUUUGAUUUCCCUCUCUGUAAUUUUCUGAUUUUAAUGCUUUGCUUACGAACCUUUUGCAGACUUUAGCUGUUCUUGAGCAAUCUUAUAAGUCUCUUCCAGUUAGUCCAACUCCAUCAGCAGACUUAUUGUACAUCUACGUAGUUUCAAUAACACAAAAGUAGGUACUUAUAUUCAAUUAAUUUGAUAAUUAUAACAAUCUUCCAAUACAAUACAGUUAAAGGCAACCUAAACAUUUUUUUUUUUUUUUUUUUUUAACGAAAAAAAGACUUUCUGCAGGCUACUCAGGGCAAGACACAAAAUUAGCAGUAAGAAGUGCAGGGUUCAUGUGUAGCAGGACUGGACUUGGUCGAUCAUCAGUGACCAGUUAGCUCGAUUGAUAGAGCAUCCGGCUAGUGUUCGGAGGUCCCAGGUUCGAAUCCCGGUCUGGCCGCUACAUUUUCUCCUCUCCUGUUUCACAUGAUUAGGUCUUUAUUAGAUCCCUUAAGUAGUCAUUUUUACCUGUUGUUGGUUCAGAUAACGAGUCAUUUUAUGCUGUAGCUGUUUCUUAUGUUGUACUGCAAAAUUCAUUAAAUUGUAAUUAAUGUUAUUAAUAUUUAAAAUUGCUUGGGUUUAUAGCAAUUCUUCCAGGUUUGUAUGUACAUUAUUCAAAGUCUAUUGCACUCAUUCAUGGUGGAGAUGAAUGAUAAAUUCUGCUACCAAAGGUAAUUGAGGUUUUUCAUUAAACAUUAAUAAGCUAAAGUAACAGACCAGUGACUUCAAUAAUUAAAUAUCGGUACUGUUAUGUAAACUUUAUCCAUUUAACAACAGUUUUUCGCAUUGGGGUCUUACUGUGGGAGGAAACUGAAGAACCCUGUAGAAAACCAGUUGGUGAAUGGUACCCAUGUGCCACUUGACUACCCAAGUACUAGCUGUUUAAUCAUCUAGCUGUUCCAGGUGCUGAAAAUACAGUUUGUAACUUAGAACUUUCACCAUGUCAGUGCAAAAACCUUGCAUUUUUGUUGGCAUUUUUACAAAUUUUUUUUUUAACAUGAAAUUAUGUAUUUUGCAGGAUAUAAGUCUAUGCUGUGCAUUAAUGUUUAAAUACAGUAUUUGACCUAUUAAGCACACCUGUCCCUAUAAGCACACAUCAAUCUUUUUCUAGAUGAGAGGUUGGGUGCACUAAUUGAAACAUAUAAAGUUCCUUACCUCAAUGAUCUGCCAAAUCUUCAGUCUUUUAACCACCCAUUUUGUGUUUUUGCGAGCGGACAGUGCGCUUAUUAGGUUGAAUAUGUUAUAUACACUUUACAUGAUAUAAGCAUACUGGGGCAUUAUAUCAAUUAUUGUAUUUUACAGAAGAAAAGCCUAUGUUCAGUAUUAUUAGAUAUACUGUAUAUAAUACAAUUUAGUUUAUAGAAGAUAUAGGCCUGUAAUUCUUUACAUGUAUGGAGGUGUGGAGGACAGUUGCUUACAACUGUAUUCAAAGCGCUGCAUUUCCUUGUUUUCAUGUCUGUAAUAAGUCUGUAAUUAAUCUGUAAUACGUCUGUAAUUAAUCUGUAAUAAGUCUGUAAUUAAUCUGUAAUAAGUCUGUAAUAAGUCUGUAAUUAAUCUGUAAUACGUCUGUAAUUAAUCUGUAAUAAGUCUGUAAUUAAUCUGUAAUAAGUCUGUAAUUAAUCUGUAAUUAGUCUGUAGUAAGUCUGUCUAUAAUAAGAAAGUAAUUGGUCUGCAUUAAGUCUGUCUGUAAUAAGUCUGUAAUAAGUAUGUACACUGUAUGUAGUAAGUCUGUAAUAAGUCUGUAAUAACUCUGUAAUAAGUCUGUAAUUAUAAGUCUAUAAUUAAUCUGUAAUAAGUCUGUAAUAAGUCUAUAAUUAAUCUGUAAUUAGUCUGCAAUAAGUCUGUAAUAAGUCUGUAAUAAGUCUAUAAUUAAUAUGUAAUUAGUCUGCAAUAAGUCUGUAAUAAGUCUAUAAUUAAUCUGUAAUAAGUCUAUAAUUAAUCUGUAAUAAGUCUAUAAUUAAUCUGUAAUUAAUCUGUAAUAAGUCUGUAUAAUCUAUAAUUAGUCUGCAAUAAGUCUGUAAUAAGUCUGUCUGUAAUAAGCCCGAAAUAGACAACACAUAAAGAGGACAUUAAAGAAAAAAAAAAAAUUCUGAGCAGCUUUUACAAUAGAAAUGUAGCGUAGUGUUAGGGUAUUCAGUUGGCAAAGUAAACUUGGCUAGAUUGGAAGUAAGAAAUCACUGGUAUGGCAAUGUACUUUUUCAUUGUUGAUAUUCACCAUGAAUCAUUCAUAGAUUAUCACCGUCACAGCGUUUUAUAAUGCUGUACCAAGAAUGCCACUUGAGAUUAUGAAUAUUUUAUGUUGUGUUUCGUAGUAGUAGAACUGGUUAUAAGUUACAGAGCUUAUGUACUGCAUGUAGAUUUGUCAAAUGACUUGAGCUAAGAGGUCGGUAUCUUUGUAGUUAAAUCUUAAAUGGUUCUGAAUAUGAACUCAGUCACUGGCCUCUAAUUUGCACCAAUGAUUCCAUUACCCUGUCCGUAAUUGGCAUCUAACUUAUAUGUGUAUUAUUGUGUAAGAAUAUGUCGGUAUACAUAAAAUCCAGGACUUUAGAAAAAGACAUCAACUUUUGUCCUACAAAACUUGUGUUACCUGUGUAACAGCUCUGGUGAAAAAACGUAAUAAUUUUGAAAUCAAUUUCACAUACGAUUGUCGACUAUAAACAUGUAUGGGAUUUAGGUGAGAAGAAGUUGAUUAUAAUUUGUCUAAUCUAAAGUAUGGAAAACUGGAGCAUGAUGCAGUUAAAUUGUCUUCCAGAAUGAAAAUAAGUGAAUGUUGUUAUUUUGGUUUAUAUAUGUAUAUAUAUAUGUAUAGCUGCUUAAGCUGUGUGAUAUGAUAAAAUUGUUGCCUAAACCCGUUAUAUACAUGUAGUUGUAUAAACUGACCACCUUCACAAAACACCUAAUACACAUGUACAUGAUAUACAAUACUGUAUAUCAUAAGAUUUCUGAUUUUGUGUUUGUUUUGAAAAGAGUAGAGGGCUUACUUCCAACUGUGAGCCUAAUUCACAGACUUGAUAGCAAGGGGAUGGGGUUUACUGCCAAGCAGGGGUUUAUUGCUGGUCAAGUAUGGUAUCAAAUUUUAGUAAUACGAAUGUAGCAUGAAAAGAUUCCGAACAAAUGAGAUUUUAUCCUCUCAAUGGUAAAAACAAUUACAAAAGAUACAUACUACAUUUUAUUGUCCUUUACAUUAAAGGGGACAUCUGCACCCAAUAAUUAUAUCGGGGUGUCUGUAUUACCCCAUAUUUAUAUUGGGGUGUCGGUUUUACCCUAUAUCUAUAGUGGGGUGUCGGUGUUACCCCAUAUUUAUAUAUAUCGGGGUGUCUGUGUAACCCCAUAUUUAUAUAUAUUGGGGUGUCAGUGUUACCCCAUAUUUAUAUUGGGGUGUCUGUUUUACCCUGUAUCAAUAUUAGGGUGUCGGUGUUACCCCAUAUUUAUACUGGGGUGUCGGUGUUACCCCAUAUUUAUAUAUCGGGUGUCAGUGUUGCCCCAUAUUUAUAUUGGGGUGUCAGUGUUACCCCAUAUUUAUAUAUCGGGUUGUCAGUGUUGCCCCAUAUUUAUAUUGGGGUGUCGGUGUUACCCCAUAUUUAUAUUGGGGUGUCUGUUACCCCAUAUUUAUAUAUCGGGAUUUCCGCGUUACCCCAUAUUUCUAUAUCCGGGUGUCUGUGUUACCCCAUAUUUCUAUAUCGGGGUGUCUGUGUUACCCCAGAUUUAUAUAUAUUGGGGUGUCAGUGUUACCCCAUAUUUAUAUUGGGGUGUCUGUUUUACCCUGUAUCAAUAUUAGGGUGUCGGUGUUACCCCAUAUUUAUACUGGGGUGUCGGUGUUACCCCAUAUUUAUAUAUCGGGUGUCAGUGUUGCCCCAUAUUUAUAUUGGGGUGUCAGUGUUACCCCAUAUUUAUAUAUCGGGUUGUCAGUGUUGCCCCAUAUUUAUAUUGGGGGUGUCGGUGUUACCCCAUAUUUAUAUUGGGGUGUCUGUUACCCCAUAUUUAUAUAUCGGGAUUUCCGCGUUACCCCAUAUUUCUAUAUCCGGGUGUCUGUGUUACCCCAUAUUUCUAUAUCGGGGUGUCUGUGUUACCCCAGAUUUAUAUCGGGGUGUCAGUGUUACCCCAUAUUUAUAUACUAUAACUAUAACUAUCAAUUACAGCAAAAUUGUUCAGCCACACAUUACUAGUUAUACAAAACAUGUGAAAUCAGAUAAAUGCACUCUUUGUAACAAAUAAUGAUAAUAUUAUGGGGUGACAUUCAAUCCUUAUAUAAAUAUUACAAGUUGAGAGUGGGUGACCCCGGUAAACUGUUAAAACCACCUAGAUAGCAUUCAUUUGUGAUCAAUCAUGAACAUAAUACUACAUGUAUGUGCAAUUGUCAUUGAAUUAUUGACAUGUAAGAUUUGACUAUCCAUUUGUAAUAACUCGGUGCUGCAUGUAAAUUAUUUUCUUGAAAAUAUUUGAAUGUUCUAAGUUAAAUGCUUCUGUAUAUAUAUAGACAUGUGCUGUCUAUAAUUUGAACAUGACAUGUAAUUAUGUUAAUUGUUCUCUUUUCAUAUUCAUAACUGAUGAUACUUUUCCAUAAAUACCUAUUUCAUUAUAGUGCUAUAAUUAGUUCAUCAUCGGUAAACAUAUGAGUAUUAUACUUUUAUUUAUUGUUUCUGGUUAAACUGUAUUUAUCCUCACAUAAGCCCCUCCCCUAGUUUAAAAGUUUUUUGUGAACACUUUGAACUUUCUAUUUUAAAAUAUAUGAUUCUGUGAAAAUGAAUGGGGGCUUAUUUGAGGACGAAUAUGGUAAUACAUGCAUGUACAUAUAUGGCUAUUAUCAGCUUAUGUCUACACACUCGUCAUUGUUGUAGAUUACAGGCUGAAGAAACGUUUCUUUUUCGUUUAUGAGGAAGUCUGAGAACCACAUGAUCACUCAUACUGUAUUUAUUGUAAAAUUGAAACAUCAUCGAUCAUAAACAAUUAAGUUUUUAAGACAUUUAUUAUUGUAAGAUUACAUCAAUUUAAUUAUAUAAAGAAAUUACCUUUUUUAAUAAAAUAUGCUUGAAAUGA
This is a messenger RNA of Pecten maximus, 7521 nucleotides long. Its product is annotated as coiled-coil domain-containing protein 22 homolog. Gene Ontology annotation, biological process: positive regulation of ubiquitin-dependent protein catabolic process. The transcript is spliced from 16 exons. NCBI's taxonomy places the organism in Eukaryota, Metazoa, Mollusca, Bivalvia, Pectinida, Pectinidae. The record is from RefSeq and is a predicted model, not a curated record. Gene Ontology annotation, molecular function: cullin family protein binding. The coding region runs from base 6 to 1934 and encodes 642 amino acids.